CACAUAUCUCAUCAGCUUCUGUUCACUAUGGCUUCUGGACUGCAUCACAUGUCCCAGGCUGCGUCGGGUUCUACCCAGCUCAAGACCCAGAUGGACCCAACCUUGCAAGCACAAGCUACGGCACUGAGACUGUUAGCUGCCCGUGCGGACAAGCUUAGGGAUUCCAUCUUGAAUCUGCUAAACAUCAUUCAGCAAGACCCGGUUGGGGAUCGGACGAGGCAGAGUAUACUACCAUGGCCAAACCUCCUGGAAUGGUAUCAAGAGAUCUUCAAACAAGUGCAAGACUUUUCCCUCUUCCUCCGAAACCCUCGACUCCUCCCCUCUGGCCCUACGAACAGCUCGGCCCUCCCCAAUCUGUUCGAGACGACCUUUGUCCAACCGACACCUUCCAGCUCGACUCGGAACGAAACCUCCAGCCUAUACACACAGGGCGAUCCUCCUUUACGUUCCAUCCCAGAAAACAACUACUCGGCCGAGCGAGCUUCUCUUUACGCCUAUUACACCUCCGAGCUGGAAGCACUACAAAAAGACCCCUUGAGCCUGGGUUUCGUCCCUGACGAAGAACUCGGAAGGCUUCUGUAUGAAGGAGAACGGGAUAAGCUGAAUCUACCUGGGAUCUACCGGAACGUUACCGAGGCCGUGGACGUGGUCGGGGAGAGGUUGGCCAAGGCGAAAGGGAUCGUAAAAGGGUUGGAAAGCAACUUUGAUUGGAAGUUACGGUUGGGGGAGAUUUACGCGAGCGAUGAUGACGAAGAAGAAGAUAAAGACGAAGAUGAGGAUGGGAGUGGGGAUGCCGAUGGGAGUGACGAAGAAGUUCAGGUAGUCGCUGCGCCUUCUCCGAGCACGGCGAUCCCUUCUUCUGCAGUACCUACAAUAUCUUCGUUCACUUCAGCGUCAGCGAUAUCAUCAGCGGGAUCAUCAUUACGGACACCCGCUCUGCCUUCAGCUCAGGACGCGGAGAUCAGCAUCAUCCCCAAUCCAGCCUCUCAACCUCAGCCUCAACUUCAACUUCAACCUGCAUCUCGACUACAAGCACAAACACAAGGAACUUCUUCCGCCGCUCCUAUCAACCUGGACCUAUCCGAUGACGACGACGACGACGAAGACAUGGAGAUGAACCCCGUCCCCAUCCCCGCUCUUAAUCCCCUCGCCAUCCCUGGCAAUUCCGUAUCCACCUCGAACGCCCCAUCACCGGCAGUUUCGAUCCAUUCGUCACCCCUCUUUGGAACGGAAGAUGGGACGGGCACUGCUCAGGGCAGUCCGGACGUUCUUGCCGAGGGCGGUCAGGCUGGAAUUGGGAGUGCUUUGGGUAGUGCAGGGCAGCAGGAUGAUGAUGACGAGGAUGAGGAUAUGGAAGAGGUGGACGCAUGAUCUGUCAAAUACCACAGGCGUGGAACUUUUCCAAACGAUGUUGCGAUAC
Messenger RNA from Filobasidium floriforme, 1420 nucleotides. RefSeq lists its product as uncharacterized. The record is from RefSeq and is a predicted model, not a curated record. Lineage: Eukaryota; Fungi; Basidiomycota; Tremellomycetes; Filobasidiales; Filobasidiaceae. The transcript has 2 exons. The coding region runs from base 28 to 1371 and encodes 447 amino acids.